AUGACCCCAAGGCUUCAGGCUGGGGCACGCCUGCUCCGCAGGAACCUUGUCCUUCUGCCUGUGGUGAUGGUGAUGCUUCUCCUCUGUGUGAGUGCAGGUCCAGCAGUACCCACUGCCAGCUCCCGGACUGCUGCUUUUGCAGGUUUCCCCGCAGACUGCAGCCAUCUCCGCAAGACCAGUCCCAGUGGGGUGUAUGUCAUCCAGCCAGCAAAGUCUCCCCCACGGGUGGUGUGGUGUGACAUGGACACCGAAGGCAAGGGAUGGACUGUUGUCCAGAGAAACUCUCAUGACACUGAGCUCACUUGGAAGCAGUCCUGGACCACCUACAAGUAUGGCUUCGGGAAUGUGCAGGGUGAUCACUGGCUGGGCACCGAGUACCUGCACCUGCUCACACAGCAAGGCACCUACAAGGUCCGCUUCGUUGUGCGGAAUAAAGCCAAUGUUACCCAUUAUGCUGAAUAUGACAUCUUCAGUGUGGAGAGCGAGGCCACUGGAUACCCACUGAGGCUGGGUCGGUUUUCUGGUGAUGGGGAUGACUACCUGACCAGCUACUACCCCAAGAAGGGGGGAAUACACGACAACAUGAAGUUCAGCACAACCGACAGAGAUCAGGACCAGUACAGUGGGAACUGUGCCAGCAGCUACGGGGGCUGGUGGUAUGACAGAUGCCAGAAUGUCCUGCUCAAUGCCAAAAACCACAUCCUCUGGCCAGGAUUCUGCGAUAGUGGUGACUGUGCAUCCUCCCUCAUCCUGGUCAAACCCACAGAUGUGUGUUAUCUGUAUUGAAGGGGCCAGCCUCCCAGGAGGCUGCAGGAGUGCCAGCAGUCCAGUGCCCUCUUCCUGUGCCUGCCAGCAGCUCUGUGCCAGCCCUCAUGCUUGUCCU
Cygnus atratus (black swan) is the source of this 883-nucleotide messenger RNA. Its product is annotated as fibrinogen-like protein 1-like protein. Lineage: Eukaryota; Metazoa; Chordata; Aves; Anseriformes; Anatidae. The transcript has 3 exons. The record is from RefSeq and is a predicted model, not a curated record. Bases 1 to 786 code for a protein of 261 amino acids.